AUGUGGCGUGACCGCAUUUCAGGUCAAUCUACUCCCUCCGGAGCUAAUCGAAACCCUUCCUUACCGCCGCGACCCUCAUCGCAGCUCUCCCGAGGUCCAUACAACAACCGUCUUGCAGCUUCAAGGAAUUCAUCGACAUCUUUACUUUUACCCGCAAGUGACUCCAGCAGCUCUAAUCCAGGAAGAUCUCGCUCACCCAAUGGCCCAAGAUUGCGACGGACGAGUGCUCAGCAGCCCGCUCCGGCGGAUGUUCCUGAUCCGUUACAGGUCUUAAAGGGGAUUAUUGGAGAAGGGGUUACGGAGAAGAAUGUGCUACUUCUAUCAGGUCGCUUGGAUCAACGGCCAAACGAAUUAGUAACAUCCAUCGAUUUCAAUGGUCUGAAUCUGGAGGACUAUGUGACCCAACCAGACCCACCACCGACCAGAAAGUCUCCUGGCAGCGAUAUUAGGGCGCAAACGACCAAACAAUUUGAGAAAGAUAGAGAUAGAUUCCAGGAGCUGCACAUCUCAAUUACUGGCUGUGAUGAUGUAUCAAAGUCCGUCGAACUUUACUUGAAUGACUUCCAGACUGAAUUGGGAGCAGUGUCAGCCGAGAUCGAAACCCUACAAACACGGUCUACCCAGCUGAAUUCGAUGCUAGGGAAUAGGAGGAAUGUUGAGCGUCUUCUUGGACCAGCCGUGGAGGAGAUCAGCAUCUCCCCAAAAGCCGUUCGUACAAUUGUUGAGGGUCCUAUGGAUGAGAACUGGGUUCGCGCCUUGAACGAGAUCGAUGCGCGCACAGCAAGCAUCGAAGCAAAGGCAUCCUCAUCAAGUGGAUUCAAAGCCUUUGAAGACAUUCGGCCUCUUCUGGUGGAUUUGAAAAAUAAGGCGAUUGAACGGAUUCGUAACUACCUCGUAUCUCAAAUUCGAGCGAUGCGAUCCCCGAACAUCAACUCGCAAAUAAUUCAGCAACAGCGACUAGUGAAGUUUAAGGAUCUUUACAGCUAUCUCUCCAAGGCACACCCAACACUUGCCGGUGAGAUUGCCCAGGCAUAUGUUAAUACCAUGCGUUGGUACUACACCUCGAAUUUCACUCGAUACAUCCAGGCACUUGAGAAAAUCAAGGUCUACCCUAGUGAUCAAAAUGAAGUACUCGGAGGCAACCCCUCUUCACAUAGAGGGAAUAUCGUUCCAGGUGGCCGAGCUGGCUCUGCUGCCCAUGACCCCUUCUCGCUGGGUAGACGAAUUGACGUAAUUCGAAAUGGACACCAAGCCGCAUUGUCUUCCUACCUAGCCGAGGAAGAUACCACGUACCAUGGAAUUGAGGUACCCUUUCGCAAUUUCAAUAUCGCCUUAGUGGAUAAUGUCUCUGCUGAGUACUCUUUCCUCACCGAAUUUUUCUCUCCGUUGACGUUUCAUCAAAUUUCUCGCAAGGCCACGGAGAUCUUCGAGCUGGUAUUUGCGCUUGGCCAGAACCUGAUAAAGAAAUUGAUAGAUCACACCACUGACUCAUUGGGAGUUUUGAUGUGCGUGCGUCUGAACCAGCAUUCAGCAUUUGAGCUUCAGCGGCGCAAGGUUCCUGUGGCCGAUUCAUACGUGAAUGGAAUCAAUAUGCACCUAUGGCCACGCUUCCAAGUCAUUAUGGAUCUCCAUGGAGAGUCUCUCAAGCGCGUCGGAUCUAACACUGGACGCAGUGCGAUAUCCGCUCUUUCCAUCGCUGGGGGAGAUGAUAUGAAACAGUCUUCAGCUCCUCACUUCUUGACCCAGCGAUUUGGACAACUUCUGCAUGGAAUUCUGGUUCUAAGCAGUGAAGCUGGAGACGAUGAACCCGUUUCUAACAGCUUAGCUCGUUUGCGCUCCGAGUUCAACACCCUCCUGGUGAAACUGAGUCGGAAUGGCACGGAUGCUAAGCGCAGAGAGCGAUUUUUAUUCAACAAUUAUUCAUUGAUCUUAACCAUCAUUAGCGAUACCCAAGGCAAACUAGCAAUUGAACAGCGCCAGCAUUUCGAUGAGAUGCUUAAGAGCUGCAACUUCACCCAUGCUGUUAUCGGCGCGGGUGUCGUCGGACUGGCUAUUUCACGCCAGCUAGCAGCACGCGAAGGCACAUCAACAAUCCUCCUUGAACGCCAUGAAGCACCAGGGAUGGAGACCAGCAGUCGUAACUCGGAGGUCAUCCACGCUGGCCUAUACUACCCAGCCGACUCCCUCAAGACGAAACUAUGCAUUCGAGGCCGCGACAUGCUCUACGACCUCUGUUCCAAAAACGAGAUCCCACACCGCAACACAAAGAAAUGGAUAGUAGCUCAAACACCCGAAGAAUGGGAAGCCUGCCUAAAAGUCCACAACCACUCCCAAAGCCUCGAAGGCGCCCCAACCCGAAUACUCAGCGCAGAAGAAGCAGCUCGCCGCGAACCAGAAGUGCGAGCAGUAGCCGGCGUCGUGGAGUCCGAGAAGACCGGUAUAGUCGACAGCCACUCGCUAAUGACAUACCUGCAUGGCGACUUCGAGGAGCGCGGCGGAGACUGCGCGUUCAAGACGAUCGUCUCAGGCAUUGAGCGUGCGGAGGGUGGCGGCUACAGGGUUACAACUGUUUCAGAGGAUGGCUCCGAGACAUCCAUUACUGUCGAGACUAUCAUUAACAGUGCUGGACACGGUGCUUGCGCUAUUAAUAACCUCAUUCUCCCGCCCGAUCGCCAUCGCACUCCGUAUUAUGCCAAGGGCACGUACUUCUCGUACGCCGGUUCGCGGCCACGAACCAACGUUCUGGUUUAUCCCGUCACUAUGCCUGGACACGGUGGUCUCGGCACACAUCUGACGCUGGAUAUGGCUGGGCGGAUUCGUUUCGGUCCGGAUGUGGAGUGGGUUGAUGACCCGAAUGAUCUGAAGCCUAACGCUGCGCGCUUGGAACAGGCUCUUCCGGGGAUUUUGGCCUUCAUGCCUGGUAUUGACCCGUCGGCUAUCUCGCUCGAUUACUGCGGUAUUCGGCCCAAGUUGAGCAAACGCGGUGGAGUGAAUGUGGGUUCGGGUUUCAAUGACUUUAUUAUUCAGGAGGAGGAAGGGUUCCCUGGGUUUGUAAACCUUUUGGGCAUUGAAAGUCCUGGGUUGACUAGUUGUUUGGCUAUUGCGGACAAGGUUGAUGAGAUUCUUUACAGGUAG
Molecule: messenger RNA, 3135 nt
Organism: Penicillium taxi
Lineage: Eukaryota; Fungi; Ascomycota; Eurotiomycetes; Eurotiales; Aspergillaceae
Exons: 8
Coding region: 1-3135 (1044 amino acids)
Biological process (GO): retrograde transport, endosome to Golgi; endocytic recycling; Golgi to vacuole transport
Cellular component (GO): GARP complex
Molecular function (GO): syntaxin binding; oxidoreductase activity
Source: RefSeq, a predicted model, not a curated record